This is a messenger RNA of Tetrapisispora phaffii CBS 4417, 1881 nucleotides long. RefSeq names its product Rlf2p (gene RLF2). The record is from RefSeq and is a predicted model, not a curated record. Lineage: Eukaryota; Fungi; Ascomycota; Saccharomycetes; Saccharomycetales; Saccharomycetaceae. The transcript has a single exon. Bases 1 to 1881 code for a protein of 626 amino acids. Gene Ontology annotation, cellular component: nucleus; CAF-1 complex. Gene Ontology annotation, biological process: nucleosome assembly.
AUGUCAAUGUCUUCUGAACGUUCUGAUGUUCCAAAAUCUGAUCGUAAGAGCAUUCUAUCAUUUUUCCAGAAUCCUUCAAUUGAUAGAAAAAAAUCUGAGAAACAAAUGAGUUCCGAAGAGGUACGUGCCAAUGUGAUCAAUGAUGAUAAAGGCAAGUCAAUGAGUAAUGAUGUUGAAAUUACUACCAUCUCUGAUUCUGAAUCUGAGCAAGAACAGGAAAAUCCUUCUGAAUCUACAGGGGUCCAUAAAAAGGUUAAUUUGGUUACUGGAUCAAAUGAGGUUGACAUUAUUAAACACAUAGAUCUGCAAAAGAAAGCUGAGAUCGAGACCGAUGUAGGCAAUGGUAAUCAAGUAAAGAAAGAAGAGAAGAGUAAAAACAAUGAAGCUAAUGAUUCAUCAAAAGAAGAAAAAGCUAAACAGAAGAGAGAAGCAUUGCAAAAAGAAAGGGAUGCUAAAUUGAAAUUAAAAGAAGAAGACAAGAAACAAAAAGAAUUACAAAGGAAAAAAGAGAAGUUAGAAAGAGAGAAGAGAUUACAAGAAGAGAAGAAAAAGAGAGAAGAAAAAGCUGAAGAAGUUAAACGUAAACGUGAAGAAGUAAGGCUAUUGAAGGAAGCUGAAAAGUUAAAAAGAGAAGAAGAACGUCUAGCUGUCAAAAGAAAAAGAGAAGAAGAGAAAAAAGCUAAAGAACGAGCUCAGUCAAGAAUUGGUAAUUUCUUCAAAAAAGUUAAUGACUCUGGUACAAUGAUUUCGUCGAAAACAGAUUAUGAGAAACAAUUUUUGAAAUUUUAUGCCACUGAAGGUGUCCAUUUAUCUACUAGUCCUCAAUUAUCAUCUGAUGAUCUUAAGGAGAGCAUCAAGAAACUUGACUUAUUUUUGAAUAGCAGACUUGAAGACAAUACAGAAGAUAUCAAUCAAUGGUUAGAUAAAAGAACCAAAAGAAGAGGUUAUAAAGUUAAAAACACAGCUGUUAAUUUACUACAACAAAUGACAACUAAAGAGAAGGGAGAUGAUGCAUUGCAAGCCAUGUUAUCUUUGGUUCCUACUAAAUAUAUUAAAUUUUACGAAAAUGUUAGGCCGCCAUACAUGGGGACAUAUUCAAAGGACAUUAUAAUCCCAGCAAAUAAUCCGUUCACUACUGAAGGUACAGGAUACAGUUAUGAUUAUGAUUCUGAUUUAGAAUGGGUAAACGAGGAAGAUGAAGAAGGUGGUGAAAUUGACGAUUUAGAGUCUGGCGAAGAAGAUGAAGAAGAGGAAGAUGAUGAAGCUAGCGAGGGCGAAUUUGAUGAAUUCCUUGAUUCAGAAGACAAACAUGAAACGAAAAAAAAGAAAUUUAUAGGGCCACUGAUCCCCAUCGUCCAUUUACGUAAUGAUAUCGACAAGUUGGAAGAAGACGAUAAGACAUAUUUUGAACAGCUAUCGAUUGAAUUUUUACUUGAUCCAACUGCAUAUCCAAUUGAUCCAUUGGCGACGCCUAGUAUAAUUGCAAAUAUGAACAAUAACCAGUACAGCAAUACUAGUGAAGCGAUUGAUAAUAACACUAGUCCAUUGAAAAGACCAUCCACAGCAUUAGAAGAUGGGGAUAUAACGGGCACUUCAACGCCUGGAAGUUCACCAGAUAAGAAGAAACAAAAACACCUAAUUACAGAAACCAAAGCUUUAUUAAAGCUGUUUGAUAAUCUACAAGAUAGUACAUUUUCUUUGGCAACGGUAACGGAAAUUGUUCAAAAACACAUUCCAAAUUAUAAUAAACAAAUAAUUAAAAACACAGUGAAAGAGUAUGCAGUCAGAAGCACAGGGAAAGGCGAUACUCCACGUAAAUGGAGUAUAAAAGACAUGAGUGCAUGGAACGAAUUACGUUCUAAAUUGGAUAAGAAAGAAUAA